UGGCCUAUUCUGUCAGAGUCCCUCAUGGCCCCUAGGAUCGGCUAAUCACACCUGCAGACCUGUUCAUAGUUCAUAGACAAUCAUAGUUCAUACUCUAGCUAGCUCUUCAGUUUACUGCUCAAUGAUUUGACUCUACUUCUGGGAUAGCUUCGACAGGUGGAAACAACAGUUGAACCUCCAUGAAGCGCGGUUUCCUGCAAAGAGAAGUCUUUCAUAUAUACAUAACUCGAAGAUCAAGUAAUUGACGACGAUGGAGUUACAUGUAGCUCAGACGCGUAUCAUAUCGACAUAUGGCAUACAAAUAAGCCAAUGGAACAAAGGCUGUUUCGAGAUUUUGCCUGUGAAGUUAACCAUCCAUGGGGAGAAAGGAAAUGUAGUCGCCCACCACUACAGUAAUUGGGCGUAGGCCACUCCCAAUGUGCCCUACAAUAUUUCUCCAUCACUCGGUAUCUCAUAAUACACCCACACUAAGAGAGGCUCCCCUUUUCUCAAUAGGACAAGAUAACUAAUUUUGAUAGUACAAUUAGUGAGAAAUUUCCAUCCCUGCGUUUAUGUUGCUAGUUUGUCAUGGUACAUUCACAGUUAGCAAACUUUAAGAGACAAAGGAAGAUACCCAAGAAAGGUCAAGCCUAAAGGUAAAAGUCUCAAUUCCCUUUAACCCCUUUUUAUAGUUUCCCUCUCUUAGCCUUCCAUCCAAUGAAAGUUCACGUUUUGCCCUUAAAGUUUGUAACUUUAUGUACAUCAACCAUGUUGUUCAUCUAAAUUCAAUAGGUUUUCCGUCCUUCAUUACUUCUACACAAUCUACAUUAAAAGAAAAUGAAAGAAUUGCUACAAAUUUACGGGAUACGAGUUGAUCACCUUAAAGUCAUUGUCGUUUCUCAGACACCAUUAAGUCAAUAGUCUAAUGACUAAAGUAUCUGAUUCAAAUGUGCAUUCUAGCAAUCACAAAAUUUCUACUCAUCACCAUUUUCUGAAAUUUUGUAGAGAGAAGGAAGAGAGUGUGUACCGUGUAGGUGAAGGCUGUUAAAUACCAGCUAACCUAGUACGAACUUUUUAGCUCGCCGACACCGUCCUCUUCUAACCUCUAACCUCUUUCUGCCAUCUCUGCCGUCCCCUUUUUCUCCCUUCAUUGAUCAUCAUUCAACAUCGUCAUCAUAAUCCUAACCUCCCCAGCUUUGCCUUUCUAUAAUUACCUUCCCUUUGUCUACUCUCUCUUCCUGUGUAUUACUGUACUUUGAACAGCCAGCCAGCCUUCCCCAUUCUCUGUGAAACUCUGAACUUCCCUGUACUUUCCUGUCACAAAACUGAAACCUUCCAUUCACCUGUUCUCUCCCCCUUAAACCCACCAACAAAAUCACAGCCCAAUGGUGCAAUCAAGGAAGUUCAGAGGCGUCAGGCAGCGUCAUUGGGGCUCUUGGGUCUCCGAAAUUCGACACCCUUUACUGUAAGCGACAUUUCGUCAAACACUAUGCGUGCAUUUGUUAUCACGCUCCAUUCACAUUGCCCCUAAAUUAACCAAUUCUGGCAGGAAACGGAGGAUCUGGCUGGGGACAUUCGAGACAGCGGAGGAAGCUGCGAGAGCAUACGACCAAGCCGCAAUCCUGAUGAGCGGCCGGAACGCCAAGACCAACUUCCCCGUCACCCAAUCCACCACCGACGGCGAAACCAAACCCACCUCCUCCUCCUCCUCGUCUUCAUCAUCCCCAUCAGCCCCAAUAAAAAAUGGGCUGUCGGAAAUUCUACACGCCAAGCUCCGCAAGUGCAGCAAGACGCCGUCGCCGUCGAUGACCUGCCUGAGGCUCGACACCGAGAAUUCCCACAUCGGGGUCUGGCAGAAACGCGCGGGGCAGCGGUCCGAUUCCAAUUGGGUCAUGACCGUGCAGCUCGGCAACCGAUCGUCAGCUUCAAACAAUACCCACCCGGAAAAACAAGCUACUGACGAUCCAAUCGGCAACAACAACAAUUCGGAAACAGCGGCGGCAGAGCCGGUGCCGGCAAUCAGGAAGGAAAUUGAGGAAGAGGAGAGAAUCGCGCUGCAGAUGAUCGAGGAGCUGCUGAAUCGUAAUUGCCCCAGUCCAAGUGUGAAUCCGAGUAAUGGGUUUGGAAUCGAAGGAGCGGCGGAAGCAGGGGAGGAGAGUGGCAGUGGGGAGCUGAGUGAGCUGCUUCAGGGGAGCUUUUUCAUUUGAGGAAGAAGAAGAAGAAAAAAAAACAGAGUGGGUGUCUCUAUCAUGUGAUAUCUGUUGUCUUACUCUUUUCACUUUAAAAGUUUCUUUUUCUUCUUUAUUUAAUUUGUCAAUUAAUUAUUAGAUGUGAUAUUUCAUAUUUGUAUAGGGAUUGGAAAUUUGCAAGUGAAUUUCCUUUAAUAUGUUUCUUUUCAUGAUUAUAUGUUGCCAAAUGUAAGGAGGAAAUGCAAAUUGGGGUAUUAUAGGGGAAAAUAUAGUAUCCAAGAUAGGGAAACAAUAAUACAAAUGUAAUUUUUAAAAAGAAGAUAGUAAUAAUAUCAAUGGAGUAUUUUUUUUUAUAAUGGUGAAAUAGGAUUAAUAAACAGAAUUAAAACACAAUAAAAAUACAACGGAAGAAAGAAACAGAAAAGGAGAGCGACGGGAAGGAACAAGAGCCACCGGCCAAAAGAGCACGGAGGAAACGUUCCGACCACAACAAAGCAGAAACAAAUAAGCACGAACAGGGGUCAAACAGCGACCCGCAGAAAAAGGUUUAAUUUGGAGGUGACGAGGUAGACUAAUCCAGGCUGCGCGAUGGAAAAAUAUAUGAUUUAAGCUGAUGGAACCAAGCUUCCGCAACAGGCCUUUCCACUUUAUUUUAUCAAUGGAGUAUUUUCAUUCCUACUAGUUUCAUCAUGAAGAGCUCCGUUUAUGUAUUUUUACAUGUGAUAUGUCGAUGUUUUUCUCGAUUGACUUGUUUUGUGUUUGACACAAAGUAUUGUUUUUAACGAGUUUUACAUUAAGUAUUGAAAUUUUAACGAAUAUUAUUUUAUAAGGGCGAAAUAGGUUUGUUUUUAAUGUUACUAUGACCAAGUCUUUGUUCGCAAAAUUUUAAUGGAUAUAUCCUACAAAUUUAGUUUCAAAUGGAAUUAAUUAGUUUGGAUGAAAAUAUCGUUUAUUUAAGUAUUUGAUAAAUUAGGAUGUUUUUAGGUCUCUGAAAUUCUUGUUGAUAUGAAAAAAGGUUAGGAUGAUGUAUUUGGCAUCUAGUUUCUGAAAAAUAUAGGGCCAUAUUUAGAUAAAUCAAGUUUGGCGGUGUAUGGCAGAGAAGCUAUAGUUCUUCCUCAACUCUCAAAUCAUGUAAAAUUUUUAGUGUAGUUUUCAAUCCCUUGGUUCAAAUUUUCUAAACAUAGAUUUUUAGCCCCUGAUUCAAAUUUAUGCUAACGAUAAAGUUAACUAUCUAGAUAACGAUAGUGAGGGAAAAUGUGUAUAAAAAGUGGGUGCAUGUAUACACAUGGCUGACAACUAGGUUUGCAAAUGAGCCGAGUCGAUCUGAGUUUUGUCUGACUUGGACUCAGCUAAUUAAUAAACGAGUCGAAUUCGAGCCUGACUCGUUUAUUAGCAAGUCCAGUCGAGCUCGAUUCUCGCUCAUUCAUAUACUAUGUUGAUAUCAUAUUAAUUAGUUCAAAAUUUUUUAACUAGUUCAUGUUAUUUCAUAGUAAUUAGUUUCUAAACGAUAUAUGAUAUACAAUUUCUUUAUUUAAAUUAUAAAUGAUACAUAUGUGUUCAUAUACCAAAAGUCUUGAUCAUUUGUUUUGAUAUAUAUAACUUAACAAACCUAUGAAAUUAUC
Linum trigynum is the source of this 3790-nucleotide messenger RNA. NCBI's taxonomy places the organism in Eukaryota, Viridiplantae, Streptophyta, Magnoliopsida, Malpighiales, Linaceae. The record is from the annotation of a GenBank genome assembly.